Molecule: messenger RNA, 1932 nt
Organism: Falco peregrinus (peregrine falcon)
Lineage: Eukaryota; Metazoa; Chordata; Aves; Falconiformes; Falconidae
Gene: NIT2
Product: nitrilase family member 2
Exons: 10
Coding region: 382-1221 (279 amino acids)
Biological process (GO): oxaloacetate metabolic process; L-glutamine metabolic process
Cellular component (GO): mitochondrion
Molecular function (GO): omega-amidase activity
Source: RefSeq, a predicted model, not a curated record
GGGAGCGGGGCCACCGCAGCAGCGGCGCCUCCCCGGCCGCGGGCGGCAGGCGGGGCAGCCCGGGCCACUAGCUUGGGCCACCUCCGGGUUACCUGGGCCCCCGCUGCUGCCGUGCGCUGUCAGCCUGGGGGAGGCUCCUCCGUGUACGCAACAGGAACCGAAAUUCCACAAAGUUCCAUAAAAGACGCUCUUGGCAGGCCCGAGGCUGUGGAAGGCGCGCGGGCGGCGGCCCGCUGGCGGGAGCGGCGCGGCCUGAGGAGCUGGGGGGCCGGGCCAGUGCGGGAGGGGCCUCGUGUGCGCUGCCGACACCGCGCCGCCUCGCGGGCUGCCCCGCCCCCUGCUCCGCCCCGCGCACGCGCCGGGCCGGCGGGAGCCGCCGAGAUGCGGGCGGCCAUGGGCAACUUCCGCCUGGCUCUUAUUCAGCUUCAUGUAUCUGCUGUUAAAUCAGAUAACCUUCAACGAGCCUGUGGACUGGUGAGAGAAGCAUCAGCUAAAGGAGCAAAAGUUGUGGCUCUACCUGAAUGUUUUAAUUCUCCAUAUGGAACCCAGUACUUUAAGGAUUAUGCAGAGAAGAUCCCUGGGGAGUCAACACAAAAGCUCUCAGAAGUUGCAAAGGAGUGCAGCAUAUAUCUUGUUGGAGGAUCCAUUCCAGAAGAGGAUGGUGGAAAGCUGUAUAACACGUGUACUGUCUUUGGGCCUGACGGUGCUAUGUUGGCAAAGCAUAGGAAGGUUCAUUUGUUUGACAUUAACGUUCCUGGGAAGAUACAGUUCAAAGAGUCUGAAACACUGAGUCCAGGGAAUAGUUUGUCCACAUUCGACACUCCAUACUGUAAAGUGGGCCUGGGCAUCUGCUAUGAUAUCAGAUUUGCUGAAAUGGCUCAAAUCUACGGACAGCAAGGUUGCCAGCUGCUGAUAUAUCCCGGAGCUUUUAACCUGACAACAGGACCAGCUCACUGGGAGCUGCUACAGAGGGGACGAGCUGUUGAUAAUCAAGUCUACGUAGCUACCGUAUCUCCUGCUAGAGAUGAAAAAGCAUCCUAUGUUGCCUGGGGACACAGCACUGUAGUAAAUCCAUGGGGUGAAGUCAUAGCCAAAGCUGGGGCUGAGGAAACCGUUAUAUACACAGAUAUAGAUCUGAAGAAACUUGCAGAAAUACGUGAGCAAAUUCCUAUUUUAAGCCAGAAGCGUUGUGAUCUCUAUGGCAUAGAGAUGAAAAAGUGAAGCUGCGUGAAUAGGGAAGGCUCAGUUGGCAUAAUGGCUCCUGCUUUUGUCUUCGGAAGAAUUCCCUUAGUAGUUGUUCCACAAUCUACUGCUAAAUGUGCCAGUUAAAAAGAACAAAAUCAGAAACCAAACCACCUUGGUGGUGUAAUUAUAAAAUUGAUUCAAAUACAGAAGUUGCAUCUCCUUCAGUAUUUUGUAGCAUUUUACAGCUAGGGUAAAGAUGGAGGUGAAAUCAGUUCAACACAACAGUAAUUGUGAUGCAUAAAAGUCAAUGCUAAUGUUUAGUUACCUUCUGGGGGCUUUUUUUGUAGAACAUAGAAAUGCAAACCUUGUUUUCUCUGGAAAUCCUGCAAAUUCAGCUUUGGUAUUAUGAGUUUUCCUGUGAAUUACUGAAUAAUCUAGAGGCAUGAUUCUUCCAGCUCCAUCCUUAGUUGUGUGCGCCUUAACAGAGUUCCUUGAAUACCCAAGUUCUAACUUGGAAAGCUUAAAAUGUAACACACUAAGCAAAACAAGGCAAAUUCUGCUCUGCACGACUUGGGACAAUGCAAGAAGCUGCCAGACAGGACUACUACUAUAGAAGAAUCUGUAACAGGUUUUGGCUCAUGUGUCGUGCCUAAAAUAUAAUAUAUAAAGUUAUCCUUACUGCAAUUCUUGUUUAUUGCUGAAGUGAUGCAGGUUACUGUUUUAUUAAAGCAAUUGCAUGUCACCACA